Messenger RNA from Belonocnema kinseyi, 4165 nucleotides. RefSeq names its product neprilysin-1-like. The record is from RefSeq and is a predicted model, not a curated record. The coding region runs from base 1256 to 3415 and encodes 719 amino acids. The transcript is spliced from 11 exons. Lineage: Eukaryota; Metazoa; Arthropoda; Insecta; Hymenoptera; Cynipidae. Gene Ontology annotation, cellular component: plasma membrane. Gene Ontology annotation, biological process: protein processing. Gene Ontology annotation, molecular function: metalloendopeptidase activity.
UGAUGUUCAGUCCGGCACCGACCACCGCCGCCACGGGCAUUCGUUACUUAUUUACGCAAGAUCUCGCGUGAUAUCAACCGAAAACAAAAAUUGAAAAAGAUACGAAAAAGAAUUAGAGAAACAUCAAGAAAAGAGGAAACCACAUAAUAUCUACUCGAAACUCUUUGGACUUCGUGUAACUUUUUAUUUUGAAUCAUCUUCUAGCAUAAAGCAUGAUCUAGAUUUUGUUUUUAAUUCACAUACUGCUUGAAUUAGAGGAUCUUGGAUAAGAGAGAUAAGUUGAGAUAAGUUUGAUAAAUUAAGACAAAGAUUGAGUCCUCACCUUGUCUGCACCUGAAAUCCGUUUUCAAAAAUUUGUUUACGAUGGUUGGAUCUUGCUCAUGGACUCUAAGCUACCAGACAAGUUGUGUCAGACCCUUGAUCAGCAGACCAGGGUCGCAUCUUGACGGGAUGUAAGAGGUCACGUAGUUGGUGAUUGGUUCGAAAGUAUCUCGGUCAAAGAACCGUGAUACCAGCUCGUAAAGGGGGUGAAUCGAACUCGAAGAUUCAGCCAGCCAGUGAGUCUCAAGAAAAGAAUAAUAAGUGAGCCGAAAGAGAAAUAAUAAACUAGCUAAAUACUAGUUUUUUUAAAUUCUAUCAAAAUAAACAGAUAUAAUUUAUAUACAUCACUAAACUUUAAACUAACAGUAAGCAAAGAAAACAAUCUUAAACUCGAAGGAGGAGUGUUGUUUCUCUCACUGGAAAAUCAGUUCCUUCGAUUAACCAAUGCAUCUCGAGAUAUAAAUAAAAUUGUAGGUACUCUCAGUUUCAACACAAACCGGACGGACAAGUCAAAGAAUGCAUUUCUCCGUUUGCAUGUAAUUUUUCUAUUUAUUAUUGCACGUACAACCUCGACUGGUGAAGGCUUCGUUUUUCGGCAGAUCCCCUUUAUAGAUUCAGUAAACUUUCCCUCGCUUCGCGUAGGUUCUCGUGUGUGGAAACGCUCGACCAUCAAACACGUGGAUCGAGAGGUAUUAAGGUAGUCAGUCUGUUAUUUUCUCACCCUCAGAGACUGAAAUAUUUUUCCCUCGAUAUAAUGCUAUUCUUUAAGGAUUAAAAACUAGGGUGUUGUGCGAAAAGGUUGAGAAGAAAAAUAACUAAUAUUGGUGUGACCUCUAUAAAGGAGUGUGUAAUUGUUAGAUAUCAUAAAAAUUGAAGGAAAGGAGAAAUCGAAGGUGGGGAAGGAGAGGAAGAAGGAAAGGAAUUGAAAUUGAAGAUGAUGUCGGAGGGUAAUAACGGGUACAUCAGAUCAGAAGUGAUGGCAGAACAGGGCGAUCUUCUGCCGACCGGAAGUCGAGAAUGCUCGCCUUCAGAAGCGUCUCUUCAGGUGAAACAUGGUCCUCAGGGAGCAACAACUACUAUCCUACAUCGGCCUGGUAUUUCUAGAGGAUCAUCAAUCACAAGACAUAGGGGACCAAUUCAUAGGCAACAAUUUAUUACCGUUCUAGCGAUUAUUCUACUUGUAAUCGCUGCACUAACUCUUUUCCUUGUUAUUGUAAUACGCGAAUGCAACCAGGAAGCACAUCCAAAGCUUUGUUUAACGGAGGAAUGUGUAAGAACAGCUGCUAGUUUAUUAUCAGCCAUGAAUCAAACAGCAUCGCCCUGCGAGGACUUUUUUCAAUACGCCUGUGGAACGUGGAAUCGCCUUCAUGUUAUUCCGGAAGAUAAAAGUUCCAUUAGCACUUUCGAGGUGAUGGCAGAUCAGCUUCAGGUGAUCCUUAAACGAGUCCUGGAAGAACCAUUGAAUAAUCAAGACAACGAAGCGACUAUGAAGGCCAAGAUGUUCUACAAGUCCUGCAUGGACAUCCCUCAAAUACGGAAAAUUGGAGAUGAGCCAUUGCGAAAGGUGCUGAAGUCACUUGGGGGUUGGCCUGCAGUUGAGGGCUCUUUAUGGAGAGCACCUCCGUAUUCUGUGGAAGUUCUUCUGGGCCGAUUACGUAGUGAAUUUAACGAAGGGGUACUUUUCGAGCAGUGGGUUGGUCCUGACGACAAGAAUUCCUCAAUGAACAUCCUCCAGGCCUCACUUCCGGAAGUAGACCGCCACGAUACUUCGUCCGUCUAUCGCAAGUUGAAGUUGCGCGAACUACAGCGAGAAGUCCCUCAAAUUAAAUGGCGAGAUUAUCUUCAAGAGUGUGCACCAAUUUCUGAAGAAGAGCCUCUCGUGGCAUAUGCAAUGCCGUACUUGGUAGAAAUGGGAAAAAUUAUAGCAAAAACUGACCGCAGGACGCUACAUAACUACAUACUGUGGCGAUUCGUAAUGUCUAUAACGCCUCACAUGAUAGACGAGUAUCAACAGAAAAGGAUAGAAUUCCGAAAGAUCCUAUUAGGUAUUCUCACUGAGAGAGCCAGGUGGUCUCAAUGCGUAGAAUGGACUAACAAAAAAUUAGGCAUGGCAGUCGGAGCACUCUUCAUUCGCGACAAUUUCAAUCACGAAAGCAAGGAAACUGCUCUGCAAAUGAUCCAAACGAUUCGAGAAGCUUUCAAUGACCUUUUAAUAGAAAAUCAGUGGAUGGAUGAUGAGACAAGGGCUGUUGCAAAAAAUAAAGCUGAUUCUAUGAAUGAAAGAAUUGGAUAUCCUGAAUUUUUGAAAGAUCCGAAAAAAUUAGCUAAAGAAUACCUUACGCUAAGCAUAACAGGCGAUCGCUUUUUGGAAAAUAUAUUGUGGGUAUUAAAGUAUGAUGCUUAUCAAAAUCUGCAAAGAUUACGCCAACCUGUAGAUAAGGAAAAAUGGUCAACAGAGCCAGCUGUCGUAAAUGCUUUUUAUAACCCGAAUAAUAAUGACAUUGUUUUCCCAGCUGGAAUUUUGCAACCGCUUUUUUACUCACAACAUUUUCCAAAAUCUCUAAACUAUGGUGGAAUUGGAGUAGUAAUUGGUCAUGAAAUUACGCAUGGUUUUGACGACAAGGGUCGUCAAUUUGAUAAGGAUGGCAACAUGAUGCAGUGGUGGAAUAACGCAACUAUCAGGGCGUUUAGGGAAAGAACCCAGUGCAUAGUUGAUCAAUAUUCAAGAUACAAACUUCAAGAAGUGGAUCUUUAUGUUAAUGGAAGAAUGACUCAGGGUGAAAAUAUUGCCGACAAUGGUGGCCUCAAACAGUCCUUUCGAGCCUACAAAAAAUGGACAGCAAGUCAUGGACAAGAACCUUUCUUACCCGGUGUCAACCUAAAUCAUGAUCAACUCUUCUUUUUGAACUACGCGCAAAUAUGGUGUGGUACCAUGAGACCUGAAGAUGCACGGACUAAAGUUAGAAGCAGUGUGCAUUCCCCAGGUCGAGCACGCGUCUUGGGCCCGCUAUCUAAUAGCGUAGACUUUGCCAGGGCCUACAGCUGUCCUCCAGGUUCUCCGAUGAAUCCCACGCAUAAGUGUAGUGUAUGGUGAGAAUUCUUUCUUGCAAAUUAUCAGUUAUCGCAUUUAUAAUACAAUUUUCAAAAGUAAUUUAUAUUAUUGUAUUCUACUCAGUAUUUUAAUAAGCAGUAUUAAUGAGCAUAAGCAUUUAAAGUCAAAAUAUUCUGAAUCCGAAGCCUUUCAAAUUACAAAUGAUAACGAUAUAAAUUCAAUCAUUUUAAUUUUAAACGUUAAUCAUAAAAUAACAUGAUACAUACACAUGCACGUGCAUGCGCGCGCGUCCGUGUAUGUGUGGGUUCGUGAUACCACUUCAAAUAUACAAUGAAACUCUUCUAUUGCAUCGGUUUUUGGGCUGACGGUGCUAAGGAAAUAACUCAAUAGGCAGCCGCUCCGGCUGAAAACGUUUUUGUUUGUUCACGCCAGACUGAACUUCGCACACCCAGCGCAGCUCAUGUUAUACCUACCUGUGACGCGGCUUCAAUUUGCGGAAAGGCUAUAAACGGGAGAGCUAUUGAAGGGUCUUACUGUAUAUAUAUUUCUUUCAUUACAUUUUUUUAAACAUGAACUCAAGAAAGUCAAUUUGUGUAACAUAAUUGGAAAAAAGGAUUUGAAGUGACAGCAGAUUUUUUCUUACGAAUAUUGUAAUCAGCUCACUAGAGACAGUUAUGUGACAAUUGUAAAAAGAAAGAAAAAAAGACCAAACCACGUCGCUCUCUUUUUAUUAUUAUUUAUCCGUCUUUUUUGUCCUGCCAGGAUCCAACAUGUUUCGAGUAUUUUUGGCUU